AUGCAGUCUUCAUUCUUCUACUACAACCCAACCCCACAAGAAGAGAACACACGCCAACACGGACACUUCACACCACACCCAUCGGGCCAGUCGACCUUCCAGCCUCAACAGAUGUACUACCAGAGGCCAACAUCAUCGCACUCCCAGAUCUCUUACCCACAAACCGCAUACGCCAACCAGAUGCUGACACCUGUUGCAUCGCCUCAACCCAUGUACCAGAAGCCCACUAUCCUUAUUGAGCCCCAUGGCUCCCCCUACCUGCAGCAUCUCGACACCGACUUUUCUUUCGCACCCGCCACACCGCCUCUCUCAGCAUGCGGGAGCAGCAUCAGCAGCCCGCCUUCGAUUUGCGAGUUCUUGCCAACACCAGUAAAUGGUUUCUUCGCCGGUGAGACCAUCGAGGGCGUAAAGCAAGGCUGUGAGGGUGAGGUUUUCUCUGAGAUUCUGUGCGCUGGAAUUGAGUGGCGCUCAACCACCCCACCCAUGACACCAGUGUUCAUCCAACCGCCUUCGGCUAGCCAGGGAUCGUACCUGUUAUCCGCAACCUCGUGCCCCUCGCUUUCCCCAUCACCUUCGCCCAUUCCACGUUCGUCAUUCGUUGAGGCUGAGGACAACUUCUGCAACCCUCAGGAUCUUACCGUUUGCGGAUCUUCAGAGCUGCCCACACUUUGCCCUAGCGACGAAGAACACAAGAUCAUCUUCAAGGGUGAGGUUGCCAAGAUUGAGCCUGCGCAUUCCUUCGACUUGUCUGGCCUCCCCACUUUCGAGCCCUUGUUUGAGCUUGACUGCGAGGACGACUUCACCGGCCUAGUUCACUUUUCCAACAGCGACAACACCCUUCUGACCAGCAAGCGUCAACGACUUGACCUUGUUGCCUUCACUUCUGAGGAGGACUUCGUCAGCGACGAGAGCUUCACAGAUUUCGAGGAGGAUUUAAUUCACGGCCUUCCCCUCACCCCUGCUGCCAGCGACUACUACUCCGACAACAUGUCGAUCGCAUCCGCACCUAAGAGGCGGUCAACCAAGAAGUCUCGCUCGGAGUAUAGCGAGGCCGAGUCCGAUUACCAGGGUAAGACUCAGACAUCUGGUGAUGACAACACCGCGUCUGGAUCUUCAAGCCAACAUCAUUCAGGUCACGAGUCAAACGCAGACAACGCCGUCGGCUCCAGCUCUGAUGAGGGCGCUGCAACAUCCACGCAGCCAACCAGCCGUCGCGGCCGUAAGCAGUCAUUGACUGAUGACCCAUCCAAGACCUUCGUCUGCACUCUUUGCUCACGCCGCUUCCGCCGCCAGGAGCACCUCAAGCGCCACGUCCGUUCCCUUCACACUCACGAGAAGCCAUUUGAGUGCACAGACUGUGGCAAGACGUUUUCCCGCAGCGACAACCUGUCCCAGCACCAGCGCACUCACGGCACCGGUGCCAUCGUCAUGGGUGUGUUGGAUAGCUCCGAGCUUCACCAGGGUGCUUACGACAACCAAGACCCUGCUAUGAUGGGUCGCGUCCUUUACGAGGCUGCUGCUGGCAUCUCAAGCUCAAGCUCUGACACCUACUCCGACCUUGAGUCUUCGCCUUCGAAGAUGCGCAACAAGAGGAAGCGUGACGAGUAG
This is a messenger RNA of Dothidotthia symphoricarpi CBS 119687, 1608 nucleotides long. Its product is annotated as C2H2 transcription factor-like protein. Bases 1 to 1608 code for a protein of 535 amino acids. Gene Ontology annotation, molecular function: RNA polymerase II cis-regulatory region sequence-specific DNA binding; DNA-binding transcription factor activity, RNA polymerase II-specific. Gene Ontology annotation, cellular component: chromatin. Lineage: Eukaryota; Fungi; Ascomycota; Dothideomycetes; Pleosporales; Dothidotthiaceae. The transcript has 2 exons. The record is from RefSeq and is a predicted model, not a curated record. Gene Ontology annotation, biological process: regulation of transcription by RNA polymerase II.